Messenger RNA from Musca domestica (house fly), 3877 nucleotides. Its product is annotated as mitogen-activated protein kinase kinase kinase kinase 5. Gene Ontology annotation, biological process: protein phosphorylation. Lineage: Eukaryota; Metazoa; Arthropoda; Insecta; Diptera; Muscidae. The record is from RefSeq and is a predicted model, not a curated record. Gene Ontology annotation, molecular function: ATP binding; MAP kinase kinase kinase kinase activity.
CGACAUACACGGACGUGACGUCGUUUGUGAUUUUUCUGUCUUGAAGAGAAUACAACAAACGUUGUGUGUACGGCAAUAGUAGAAAAUUCAUUUAUUUUGUUAAAGCAAAAUUCAAGAAUUCACAAAGAAAUUAAAACGAAAUCGAUUAACAAGAAGCCACAAUGAACCCCAAGCUUUUUCCCCAUUUAAACGAUAACAAAAACAUAAAAUUAUGCAAUUUAAGAAUAUAAUAAACGUUUCGUGUUUCGAUGAUAAAAAUUAGCCACUUAAUAAUAAAAAAUACAUAAUUAUCAAUUACGCCAUUACAAAAAAGCAAAACAAAAAUAAAUUAAAAAAAUCAAAAUAGAAAAAAAUUAAAACAAAACAAAAAUUCCAUCAUCACUGUGUCUUUGUUUGGAGUGACUGUUAAAGCAAAUACAAAAAAAAAAAAUAUUUAUAAAAAAAUAACAAAUUCAAUUUAAAACUUCAAUUUUUUAUCUGUUGGAAAAUAUUUCUCCCUGAAUUUCCAACGUCGAAAAAAUUUGUCUUAAAAGUGUAUCGUGUAACAUUUGUGUCGUCGCUUUGUCAAGUCCACCAUCAUCAACUUUAAAACUCACCAAAAAUGGCGGGUCAUCACAAUGCAAAUCUUCUAAGUUCGGAUAUAUCACGCCGCAAUCCCCAGGAUGAAUACGAGCUCAUCCAGAAAAUUGGUUCGGGCACAUAUGGCGAUGUUUAUAAGGCAAAACGCAUACAAAGCAAUGAGCUGGCCGCCAUAAAAGUCAUCAAACUGGAACCCACAGACGACAUACAAAUCAUCCAACAGGAAAUCAUAAUGAUGCGUGAUUGUCGCCAUCCAAAUAUAGCCUACUAUGGCUCAUAUUUACGACGUGACAAACUGUGGAUCUGCAUGGAGUAUUGUGGUGGUGGUAGUCUACAGGACAUCUAUCAGGUGACCGGUCCCCUGAGUGAACAACAAAUUGCCUAUAUGUGCCGAACGCUAAAAGGUUUGGAGUACCUGCUCAUGGGUAAAAUGCAUCGAGACAUUAAAGGUGCCAAUCUGCUGACGGAGUAUGGCGAUGUAAAGCUGGCGGAUUUUGGUGUGUCGGCUCAGAUAAGCACAAUUAAUAAAAGGAAAAGUUUUAUAGGUACACCCUACUGGAUGGCACCGGAAGUGGCUGCCGUGGAGCGCAAGGGCGGCUACAAUCAAUUAUGUGAUAUUUGGGCCUGUGGUAUUACAGCAAUAGAAUUGGCUGAACUACAACCACCCAUGUUCGAUUUACAUCCAAUGCGUGCUUUGUUCCUGAUGUCAAAAAGUGGUUUCAAACCUCCAACUCUCAGCAAUAAAGAGAAAUGGAGUCCUACAUUUCAUAAUUUUGUAAAAACAGCUUUAACCAAGAACCCUAAAAAACGUCCCACAGCCGAAAGACUCCUGCAGCAUCCGUUCGUUCAGGGUGAGAUGUCGGUGCGGGUGGCCAAAGAAUUGCUCAAAAAAUACAUGAAUCCAAAUCAACAAUUCUACUACAAUUGGGAUGGUGAUGAGGAGACUGUUGCCAGUGUACCACAACGUAUUGCCAGCAAAAUGACAUCAAGGCCGAAUGGUAUAUCACCACAAAACCAUACUUUGAAAACAGGCAUGACAACAUCCAGUUCGCCAUGGAGCAAUGAACGUUCAUCUAGUCCUGAAACAUUACCAAGUGACAUUCCCAUAUUAAAACAACAUCAACAAUUACAACAGAAAAAGCGUAUGCAAAAACUUACCGGAACCUUAAUUAUGAACAUGUCCUUAAGGAGUCUCUUACAAUAUAUUGAUGAGGAACUGAAACUAAGAGCCACAUUGCCAUUAACCGAUACCAAAGAUUUACUAAGCACUGAAUGCAAUUGUAGCCAUAACGGCGGUAGUAGUGGUGGCGGUGGUGGUGGAGGAGGUGGCAGUAGCAGUGGUAGUGGUGGUGUUAACAACAGUAACAACCAUAAUAACAUUGCAUCAUCCAACAACUCAUCAACGACAACAAAUGGCACCUCAUCGGCAACAACGGCAUCGUCCAACUCCUCCUCCACACCGGCCGCAGCUUUAAUAAACUCCUACUCCUCAUCCUCCUCGUCAACGACAACGACCACAAAUGGCGGCAGUGGUAAUGGUCCUUCGUCAUUAUCCUAUGGCAGCGGUUAUUCGAAUUUGCGCACCACAGCUCUGGAUGCCAUCGAUCUCACCGAUAAUCAUUCAUCACUGUUUGCCCAUUUCGAUAUGCUGCGACAUGGAUACAUCAACUACAACAAUCACAGCCGGCCCAUUUCCAUUCCAAAUGCAGCAAAUGCAAAUGCAGCGGCAGCGGCAGCAGCAGCAGCAGCCGCAACUGCAUCCUCCAACGGCCAAUUGUCCACAUCGACUUCAAUCAAUACGACCAGUGAUGUUGUCGCCUCAACAUCCUCAGCAUUAUCCACAUCCGCCUCUGCCAAUAAUGCACCAUCGGCGGCAAAAGCAGCGGCAGCCGGAACGGCCACAACGAAUGAUCCGCAAACAAGUAGCAAUAAUUUGAUGAACUAUAACAGCCAUCAUAACUGUGAUUAUCAUCAGCAUCAUCAUCAUCAUCACCACAAUCAGGAAAACAAUCAGAACGGUUUGGAAGAUUCUCCCAGACGACAUAGUUCCAUGGAUCAACUGCUGGGUCUGAUUAAUGAUAUGGGCAAAUCAUCGCGUACCCGUAGCCUCAGUGACGGUGGUACUCAGGAAGAUGAUGAUGAACUGGAAAAAGAAGCCCAGCCCGAUUUGUUAAACAAUACACCUCCUGUGCCUCCCAAACGCUCCCACAGACGACGACACACUCCCCCACGCCCCAUAUCGAAUGGCCUGCCACCAACACCCAAAGUUCACAUGGGUGCCUGUUUCUCCAAAAUAUUCAAUGGUUGUCCUCUACGUGUUCACUGCACUGCCUCGUGGAUCCAUCCGGAGACACGAGACCAACAUCUGCUCAUCGGAGCCGAAGAAGGUAUAUUCAAUUUGAAUAUGAACGAACUUCACGACGCUGCCAUAGAUCAAUUGUUCCCCCGGCGUACGACAUGGUUGUAUGUCAUCAAGGAUGUCCUCAUGAGUCUAUCGGGUAAAUCGUGUCAGCUAUAUCGUCACGAUUUGAUUGCGCUGCACUCGAAGCAAACCCAUCGAUUUUCGAUGCACAUGAACAAAAUUCCCGAACGGCUGGUGCCACGCAAAUUCGCCCUGACCACAAAGGUACCCGACACCAAAGGCUGUACACAGUGUUGUGUCACACGCAAUCCCUACAAUGGCUAUAAAUACUUGUGUGGUGCAACACCCAAUGGUAUAUUCCUGAUGCAGUGGUAUGAUCCGUUGAACAAAUUCAUGCUGUUGAAACAAUGCGAGUGGCCGGCCACAAGCAUACUCGGCGGUGGUCAUGGUUGUGUGCAGAACGGCCGCACUCCGGUCUUUGAGAUGAUUAUAACACCCGAACUGGAAUAUCCCAUUGUGUGUACGGGAGUACGGAAGGCCGUCAAUGGAUGCCUGAAGCUGGAACUCAUCAACAUGAACAGUGGUGCAAGUUGGUUCCAUGCGGAUGAUUUGGAAUAUGAUGCUAUGGCCACAAUGGUACCCCGACGAGAUCUACUCAAAGUGGUAAAGGUCCAUCAGGUGGAGAAGGAUGCAAUAAUUGUGUGUUAUGGAAAUGUGAUACAGGUGGUUACUCUGCAAGGUAAUCCCAAACAGCAUAAGAAAAUGGUCUCCCAGUUGAAUUUCGAUUUCAACGUGGAUAGUAUAGUUUGUUUACCCGAUAGUGUUUUAGCAUUCCACAAGCACGGCAUGCAGGGCAAGUCGCUGCGAAACGGUGAAAUAACCCAAGAAAUUAAAGAUAUGAGCCGUACAUAUCGAUUAUUGGGAAGUGAUAAGUAA